UUCCUGAGGCCACAAAUCCAUCUUGCAGUGUACUUUUCAGGAAACUGACCUGGAGUAGAUUCUAUGCCUAACACUGUAGCAAAUAAAACAAGAAGAGGAAAAACGAAGCAGAACAGGAGGACAAAAGGACCAAAGUACUAGGGGAUUCUACCUAGAAAGAAAAGCCACGCCCACCCCUUCACUGGCUGCUCCCCAACUGGCUCCCCUGCACUGUAAGUCUGGUCAAGGAAAUCAGGAAGUACUACUCCUGAGGAUAGAGACAUGGGCCAAGCUGGCCAGGCCAUCCUGCUGCUCCUCCUACUGGAGUCCCAUCCAGGCUCUUUUACCAGAAAGAAAAACCUACAGACAGUGUGUGGACGGCCUGUGUAUUCCAGUCGCAUUAUGGGGGGCCAGGAUGCUGCUGUGGGGCGCUGGCCCUGGCAGGUCAGCCUACGCUUUUACCAGAACCAUAUCUGUGGAGGUUCCCUCAUCAGUGAGAGAUGGGUACUGACAGCAGCACACUGCAUCAAACAGUCAAUGGUAUUCGCAUACAGUGUGUGGAUGGGAUCUGUUAAAACAGAAUACUCAAGUCAAACCACAGAGUACCUUGUGUCCAAAGUCGUCAUAUAUCCGGGAUACAAAGAUGGAAGCGCAGACAUCGCUUUGCUGAAACUGUCCUCCCAAGUCACCUUCACUUCUCUCAUCCUGCCCAUCUGCUUGCCCAAUGUUACAAAGCAGCUAAAAAUUCCAGCCUCUUGCUGGGUGACUGGAUGGGGACAAGUUACGAGAGGCACAGUCCAUAAUUACCCUUCUACUCUCCAGGAAGUGGAAGUGCCUAUCAUUAACCACCAGGACUGCGACCGUCUCUAUAACCCCGUUGGCGCUUUCAUCCCAGGACUGGAGCCAGUCAUUAAGGAAGACAUGAUUUGUGCUGGAGGCUUACAAAGUGGGAAGGAUAGCUGCAAGGGUGACUCCGGGGGACCUUUAUCAUGUCAUAUUGAUGGUGUGUGGAUCCAGUUAGGAAUAGUAAGCUGGGGAUUAAAAUGUGGUAAACAUUUUCCUGGGGUCUACACCAAUGUGACCUACUACCAAGAAUGGAUUAAUGCCACUAUCUCAAGAGCAGAAGUGUUGGAUGCCACCAAUCUGGACUUCUCUGACCUCCUACUGUAUAUUCUACUACUUUCUCUGGCUCUCCUGGGACCCUACUGUGCCUCUGGGCUUGACAUUGUGUGUGGAGAGUGAGCAGCACUGCGGAUGCUGCAGGCAGAGCACACAGCUGGGAUAGGGACACAAGGAGGCUGAAGCCCAGCAGCA
Octodon degus (degu) is the source of this 1293-nucleotide messenger RNA. RefSeq names its product serine protease 48 (gene Prss48). NCBI's taxonomy places the organism in Eukaryota, Metazoa, Chordata, Mammalia, Rodentia, Octodontidae. The transcript has 7 exons. Bases 262 to 1221 code for a protein of 319 amino acids. The record is from RefSeq and is a predicted model, not a curated record. Gene Ontology annotation, biological process: proteolysis. Gene Ontology annotation, molecular function: serine-type endopeptidase activity.